CAUGCAACCGAAAAGCCGACGUAAUUCGUUGGCAAUUCUUGUUACUAUGAUCAAGAAGAAAGCUGUGGGGGGAGGUGCUUAUGGCCGCCCCCAAUCAUCUGGAGCAACGUCGUCCCUGCAAGAAAAGCUCCGGCAAUCCGAGGUCAACUGUAAUACCCAACGUUAGAACUGAUGAGUUGAGAUCUAGGAAGCGUUAGCCACGGCUCAAAAGACGAUCGCUGAGCAACAAGCUCGGGAAAAAGACCUCAAGAAACUCUUGGAGGUCCACAGUUGUAUGGAGCCCAGCGGUGGAGAUGUCAACGGGGGUGGCCAUGGCGGUGCGAUGAAUUCGCUCAUGGAAGCCAAAACCCAAGCACUUAACCACAUCCACGGCCAAAAAGUGCGCACGUUGAUGAAAUCGAUCCACCAACUGCAGGACCAAGUGGCGACGAUGAAAGCGCAAGACAAGGAACACCGUCGGUCGGCGCUGAUUCAGAACCUGCGCAAGCAGCAGCGCGACCAGGAGCUGGUGCUGGACGUGCUGAAAGACACACUCAAGACCAAAGUCGGCGACUUCCACGACAGCUUGGACGCUGUGAACGAGUUCAUUCUCAAGAAAACGCUGGGCGGUCCAAAACGGUUUCGACCUAAGACCCGCGAAGAGCUGGAGCUCGAGUUUGUCGACCUCGACCAAAAGUACAAGCGGGCGAUGGCGAGUUUGAAGCGCGUCAAGUCGGAGACUCAACAACCUCCACAGGAAGCGCCACGUCAUAUCUCACAAUCCCACGACGUUCCAGAUGUCGGAGCAAUGCAGCGUGAACUCGAGGCCUUGCGGGUACUCGUGGCCGCAAAGGACAACAACUUGCAAACUCAAGCGACAGAUAUUCAAGCCCUCAAGACACGCAUGGAGGACCUGCUGUUAGUACACGACAAGUGGGAACGCACCAAAGCCAAAUACGUGGCCAGUAAAGCAGCGAUCGCGAAGCUCCAAGAUGACGCCAUUCGGUUGAUUCAGGCCAAAGAGCUUGAAGUCGCGCGGCGGGAGCAGGUGGACGUGGAACUAGCGUGGCUGAAAGACGUACAACAUGCCGAAAAGGGGGACAGCGCUACACUCCAGCAACAAGUCGAGACGUUCAAGGCACAACAUGCUGCCUUGCAAUUACAUAUCGACGAACAGCAGCAAAAGUGGACGGACGAUCGACUAGCCAUCAUGGCCCAACUGCGAACGCAAGAAAGCCACGUGGCGUCCAUUGAAGCUCAGAGCAGCUUGUUUGCAAGUCAAGUUGUCAGCUUGACUGCGGAGCGAGAUGGAUUGCAAACCAAAUUAAACGAAUCGUUGGCUGCCACAGCCACACUGCAGCAGAUGCUUGCCACGCAUGCCGACGACGCCGAAGUGAGCAACGACGCAGCAGCGCUCACUGCAGCCGCCACUAAAGAAACCGAGUUGCUGGCGUUGGUCGAGGCCAAACACCAGCAAUUAAAGGCGUAUGAAAAACAAAUCCUGGCGUCCAAGCUCCUCGCGCGGCUGCACAAGAAGGAGAAGGAGCAACUCUUGCUACAACUUGACAAACUGCGCACGUUGGUGUCGACGUCGGCGCCGCCUACGGAUGCCUCGCGGGUCAUCGCUCAAGCCCAACUCAAGCUGUCCGUAGACGUUGCUGCGCCAACCAUGGCAGUCGAACGGCACACGGAAGUAGCUCUAGCAACUCCACCUGCCGUCGAACCAGUAGAACAUCCCGUAGAGUCGCCUGGCAAAGAUCCCGCGGCCAUGCCAGAUCAAGUUACGCCGUCGUUAGAGACGACCCCGAACGCUGAAAUUGAGUCGCAGCAAGAACAAAGAGCUCCACAAAAGUCAGUCGACUUUGUCAAUGGUGUGGUGGCAUCGGCGCUGCUUGGGAUAUCCAAAGACUCGCCAAAACUGAGCGUUGAGCACCAACAAAAUGAAGCCAUGCGACCAAUCGAGUCGCCUUCGGCAGUUGCGGCAGAAGUGGCGGACGCGCUGGCAGAGGAGUAUCGUUUUUUUUAGCUAGCAUCAUUCUAUUAAUUUCACACUACGAAAUGUCGCUUGAAUCAAAAGCCGGAUAAUGGACCUCUG
Messenger RNA from Aphanomyces astaci, 2074 nucleotides. RefSeq lists its product as hypothetical. Bases 275 to 2005 code for a protein of 576 amino acids. NCBI's taxonomy places the organism in Eukaryota, Oomycota, Saprolegniomycetes, Saprolegniales, Verrucalvaceae. The transcript is spliced from 10 exons. The record is from RefSeq and is a predicted model, not a curated record.